Molecule: messenger RNA, 5603 nt
Organism: Ruditapes philippinarum (Manila clam)
Lineage: Eukaryota; Metazoa; Mollusca; Bivalvia; Venerida; Veneridae
Product: sushi, von Willebrand factor type A, EGF and pentraxin domain-containing protein 1-like
Exons: 24
Coding region: 1-4548 (1515 amino acids)
Molecular function (GO): calcium ion binding
Source: RefSeq, a predicted model, not a curated record
AUGGGAUCCACAGCUGUAUUCCUUAUAUUCUUCAACUUGUUGAAUGUUAAUUGUUUAGAAGGAGAGACCCCAGCAUUAAAGGUUACAACACAUGACGCGACAAGUAAUACUUGUGACAUCCAAACUUUACAAGUUGAGUAUGACCUGAUUGUUGAGAAAUGUGACAAAGAUAUAGACGGAUCGCAAAUUUGUACAGUCAGCGACGGAGAAAAUUUUUAUGAAUAUAAAUGCGUCAAUCAAGUUUGGGAAUUGGCACCGGGAACAGCUGCUGAACCAAACAAGCCUCCAAAGUACACAUUCUGCCCGCAGAGUGGGCUGAAUUAUACUGCUCCUCGUCUGAAAACGUCUGUUAAGGUGACAUGGAGAAAACCCAUUGCCAAGGAUGACAAGAAAGUGGUCAGUGAAACCUCAAAUUACCAAAAUGGAAUGGUAUUUCAAGGGAUUCCCCAGGGGAUAAGGUAUGACGUAAGUUAUGUCGCUAAAGAUGUCACUGGUGCUAAAGAUGUGUGCACAUUCUGGUUUACAGUAAAAUAUUUAUCAUGUGAAACACUCUACCCGCCAAUGUACGGAAUACAACACUGUUCCCAUAACAACAUCCUAGGUUCCGAGUGUAAGGCGAUGUGCUUUGAAGGAUACGAAAUAGUAAAUGAUAGUGAUACAUCAACUUGUCAAGAAGACGGAUAUUGGGACAACCAGCCUGUAUGCCAAAAGAUUGUCUGCGUUCCACCAUUUAACAUAGAAAAUGGUAAAGUUGAAUGUGAAAGCGAAGCGUAUACAUUCGAAAGCGAAUGUUCAUUUAUAUGUGACAGCGGAUAUGGGCUUAUUGGUCCUUCAAGAAUGGAGUGUCAGGCAGAUAGAACAUGGUCAGUCGCUAAUUCUACCGUCUUAUGUAAAGACAAUGAGCCACCAGUUAUUAGUUGCGUGUCGCCCCAAAUUGUUUACGCUGACCGAGGUGGUUUCUCUACAUCUGUUCACUGGAUUGAGCCUUCGGCUACCGACAAUGUAGAUAAGAAUCCAGUCAUCAGAAAAUUGACCAACAUUUCUCAAGGGGACAUUCUAUCAGAAAAUGACUACAUAAUAUCUUACGAAGCAGUUGAUAUGGAAGGAAAUACGAACGUGUUUGUGUCGAAAUGUGAUGUGGUUUUAACAGUCAAAGUAAUUUCAUGUCCGCAUGGCCCCAAAGAUGAACUGAGUAAUUCCCGGUUUAUACAAGCUAAUUGCAGCGAUUCUUUGUACUACGAUGGAGUAGUUUGUAAUCUUGCAUGUGACCUCCAACUUCCAUUGAAUGGUUCAGACAAGAUGACUUGUGAAAGAAACGGAACAUCUGACAAAGGCAUAUGGAACUGGGACUCUGAAGAGCAGCCAUUUUGUGAAGUGGUAACAUGUCCCCCAUUAGAACCUCCAGAUAAUGGGGCAAUGGUUACAGAUUCCGUGGCUGCUGUGCCUAUCCAUAUAAUGUUUUGCGAAGAUGGAUACGAUAUUCCAACUGGAAUAAGUUCACAGUUUCAAGGAAGACUAAGUUGUCAGGAUAGUGGAGAGUGGUAUCCUUUGUCAGAAUUUCCUGACUGUAUAAUACCUGUAAUCCCUGUGCUGAGACUUCCAGCAAAACUUAGAUAUAUCGGUAACUGCAGUGACGAAUCUACCAAAGAUGUAAUCAAAAACACAGUUAUAGAAUACUUGAGGUUUGUGAAAGCUGAUGUCGACAAAUCAAUUUGCGCCGACUUAGAAUCUGACACUUGUAAAAUUGGAAACGUAAAUGUUGAAUGCGGAGCAAAAAGCAGAAGGCGGCGUAGAGUCAAAGUCCACGAGAUUCAGAAAAGGGAUGCUGAAAAUGUCUUUAUUGUGAAUUUUGAAAUUUCAAUUGCCUUUUAUACAAGUGGUAAAGAAGACAAUGAAGCUUAUUUGGAUAUUUUAGACAAAUUCAAUAGUAUCACAGCUUUAAUGGAAACAUAUGUCGACGGUGGACAGUUUGAUAUUGAAAACUUUUCAAGAGCAAACUCCACUUUUCAGACAGAAUCACCCCCAAAUUUCGUAUGCACAGAUUCAGGAUUUUUAUUUGAGUCCACAAGCUUGAAAUGCAAGCCAUGUCCAAAAGGAACAUACCUGAAUUCUUCAACAAAUAUGUGUGAGUUUUGCGAGGUCGGUGAAUACAUGGAUCAUGAAGCGGCCACAUCUUGUAAAGCAUGUCCUUCGGGUUUCAGCACAUUGAAAAAAGGGUCUAAAGAUGCUGCGGCCUGCUUAAAACUUUGCAAACCUGGCUAUGUAUCAACAACAACCAUGAGUCCAUGUUAUGCUUGCCCUGUUGGCACAUACCAACCUCUUCAAGGCCAGACAACCUGUGAGCCAUGUGAGACUGGUCAAGCAACAAGCAAAACAAACAGCACUUCAAAGUCACAAUGUCAUGCUUUUGAUUAUUUCCUGAGCAAACUCGAGAAGGAAAUUCAUCUAGGUUCUUUUGACGCCAGAGAUUCAACAAGCAUUACUUUGACGACCUGGAUCCGACCACUGACUGUCAAUAACAAACGUAUUUCACUAAAAAUUAGGGACAGAUACGAUGAUAUUCUAAGUCUUACAUUUACAGACCAUGUAAAUGUGGAAUUUGGGUCAAGUUCGUAUACCUAUGGCGAUGCAUUGACAAAACAAUGGAACCACAUUUCGUGUACAGUAAACAUGUCAUCAGACAGUAUAAAAUUCUAUAUCGGUGGAAAUCUGUCAUUUAGUGAAACAGCAACGACAAACAUUAGUACAAAUUCAAUUUCUGAAGGAAGCAUUGUAAUAGAAAACCAAUCUGAAGGUAUAUUUAUGUCCGGUUUUUCACUUGUUGCAAGUGAAAAAGAUUUGAAUGACGUCACGCCGUUACUAAAUUCAUGUGCAACGACGUCAGAUGAUGCAAUAUUUUCAAUGCAAGAUUUGUUUGAAAAUCGCAUUCAAGGAAGUUCAAUACCAUCGACGUGUGACCCUAUAAAUGAGUGUGAAACAGGGGUGUGUGGUAUUCACACAUGUAUCAACAAAGUCAAUGGUUUUGAUUGCGUCUGCAAAAAUGGUAUGACCGGCACCCUAUGUAACAUUUCGCCAGAUUCUUGUCGUGAUAACAAAUGUUUGAAUGGUGACUGUAUUUCUUUGAAUGGGACAUAUAAAUGCAGUUGUACCGACGGAUAUACCGGUCCUUUCUGUAGUCAUCCACCAGUUAACGGUGGAUGGUCAGAAUGGGAGAAAUGGAGUGUUUGUUCAGUCUCAUGUGAUGGAGGAUCAAGAACAAGAAGAAGAACAUGUAACAAUCCCUUGCCGAGUUUCAAGGGAGAUAAUUGUGACGGAAGUGACACUGAAAUCGAUUCCUGUAGCGAUGCCAUCUGUCCAUCAUGUCCAGAACUCGCUAGACAGUUUGGAACAGUUAUAACAUGCAAUGAUAAAUUAGCUGAACAGUUUGUUUCAUGUCCAGAACUCGCUAGACAGUUUGGAACAGUUAUUACAUGCAAUGAUAAAUUAGCUGAACAUAAAGAGUGUAACAUGACAUGUAUACGUGGAUCGGUUUUAACAAAUGGACAAAAGCCAUUCGAAAAAUACAGAUGUGGUCCUUCAACUGGCUAUAUUUGGAAGCCAACCGAUAAACUGCCAUCAUGUGUCGAGCCCGUAAGUCCAGAUAAUCUUGGAUUACGAGUAAAUGCAAGAUACACACGCACUAUUCCCGACACCAAAGCAGAUUAUGUCACUUCCGCUGUAGAACAGAGAGCGACUGACAAGAUAUGUGGAUCAUGUAAAAUUGCAGCCACAGCUGAAAAGGGUAGUUUGUCAAAAAGAUCAUCUUUGUCUAGUUCUCUAACACUACAGUUUUCAAAAGAGAUAGCUGAGAAUGGAGAUAUAGAGCUUGCUAAUUAUCUAACUGACGGAGCAGAAACUCCGGCAAUGACAGAACUUCUACAGACUCGACAAACAAUAAAUGACAUAUAUGAGUAUAUAAUCGCAAAUUCAUCAUCAAUAUUCGAUGUUACUGUUGAUGGUGUGGACUAUACGUCCGACAAUGAUUCCAUUUCUUUCUCCAGAACUAUAACAUGUGCGGACGGCAACGCAGGGGCUGGAGACUUAUGUGCUAAAUGUGCAGCAGGUACAAAAUUGAACUUUCCUGACUGUGAUAGUUGUGAGACCGGAACUUAUCAGCCACUGCAAGGACAAAAUCAGUGUUUGCCUUGUCCAGCCGGAUAUACAACUUCUGCUUACGGUGCCACAAACAUAUCCGAAUGCUCAGAAUUAGUGGAGAUAAUUCCAAAGAACAAAGAAAAAGAAGACGAAAGCAGCGACAAAACAUUAACUAUUGCGGUUCCGGUUGUUGUUAGUUUUGUGUGUCUCUUCAUCAUUAUUGCAAUCGUAUUAAUAGUAUGUAAGAAAACAAAAAAACUUUCAGCUAGACAAGAAAUCAAUGGCAGCUUAUUCAGCUUAAAUAUGAUACGCCCAAAUUCCAGCAUUUCGUCUGAUAAUGGAAAUGCAAAAGUAACAUUCAAUAAGAAAAACAUUAAAAUGGGGUUUUAUUUUGAAAACGACUUGUACGAUUAAUGAAGAACAUGGCCACAACUCCAAUUGGUUGUUUUGAUUUAAAACCAAUGAAAAUGUAAAGCGUGGGGACCAUUUAUUACUUAUAAUAAUACAUAUUUCUGUUUUUCUAAUUAUUUAUAAUUUAUUUUUCUGUAUUUUUCCCCUUUUUUGUUUGUUUUAACCUUACGUACCAGAUUGCAUCAUUAUGUCUGAUAAAUACCUCAUGAAUACUUACUUUCAUCGGUUACACCCUACAAUAUUUCUCUGGCACGACUUUGAGCGCAUUGAAGAAAUUAUAUUAGGAGCGGCGUUCUGUAUGAUAGCUUAAUGGUUAUAAUUUGCUUGUUCGCAAUUACUCGCAAAGCAAUAAAGAAAAUUUCCCAAAAAGUGAACGUUACAAUAUACUUGUGGCAAUCGAUAACCUUGGGUUAGAUCUUUGUGCGCUAUAUUCGCAAUGGAAUCACACUAAAAAGUCUUAUGGUAUUUGAAUGACGGGCAACUGAAACUGGUCUUGUUUACCUAACAGUGUACACUUUAUCACUGGUUCAAAAAACAUAUAUUAAGAACAAAUAAGUCACCGGUCAAAACACGACCAUUUUCCUCUCGGGUUAGAGCUUUGUGCUUUAUAUUGCGUGAAGAAAAAGGCUAAAAAUUAUUGCAAUUGCUUAUCUCCAGUAAGAAAGCAAAUUUAAAUAUUUCACAUGAAUGUUAGAAUUAAAUUACUCAAUUAAUAAUUAUCAGAGUAAACCCCCAGUAAAUACCAAAGAUCGUAAUAAAAAUCAUGAAACUUGACCACAAAUUUUUCAGAUUUGUUGAAAAUAAAAUGAAAUGGCAAAUAAACGUUCAUUUUCACUAUAAACUCGAUCGUAUUUUCAAGUUAAAUAUACAAUUGCAUAUAUUUACAAAACACCUUUGAAUUUUCAAGAAAUCUUUCGAGUACAUUUAUUGAAUCUUUUUAAGUCAUUUAUUGAAAAGUCUUUAUUGAAUACAUGCAAAUACAUCAAGACCGGUGUAAAUAUUGUUAUGUUUUUAAUCGUAUGUUUUGUAAACUUAUAUUGAAAUAAAAGUGUAUCUAC